Messenger RNA from Drosophila pseudoobscura, 1074 nucleotides. It is a transcript of the gene mRpL30, whose product is annotated as mitochondrial ribosomal protein L30. Gene Ontology annotation, biological process: translation. The record is from RefSeq and is a predicted model, not a curated record. The transcript has 2 exons. Gene Ontology annotation, cellular component: mitochondrion; large ribosomal subunit. The coding region runs from base 460 to 1002 and encodes 180 amino acids. NCBI's taxonomy places the organism in Eukaryota, Metazoa, Arthropoda, Insecta, Diptera, Drosophilidae. Gene Ontology annotation, molecular function: structural constituent of ribosome.
GUUCGAAGUUUUUUAGUGAAUGCUUUACACAGUGAAAAAAGUGUGUGUAAUGGUGCAACAGUGCGACCUAAGUUUAAAAUGCGUUAACAUCAUAUUUGUGGAACACAUUUAAUUUCAUAAUAUACAUUUGCAGUCCUCUUCGAUUAUUACUAGAAUUAAAAGAGGUAAAAUUGCUAAUACAAUUAAUUUAAAAACAAGUCCAAUAACAUCAGCUUAUCGCACAAAUUUAUCGGUUAAUUUUUGUUGAAAUAAUUAAAAUUCGUGGAUAAAUCUGACGUGAAACCACAGAAAAAGGUCUAUUUGCUGGAAAUUCAGAGAAGGUAUUUCCGUUGAUGAUAUAUCCCACAAAAAUUUGCAUACCAAUAUUUUCAACACACGAAAUGUAUAUAUCGAUAUAUACUAUGUCAUAACACCUGAGGUUGCCCCCGCUGUAUUUAUAAUUGAAAACCAUUCGACAAAAUGAACCUGGGACGACUUCUGAGACCUCUCCAGGUUGGCACAACGCUGGCCCGCAGCUAUGGAAAGCACAACAAGAAGUAUCUUUACAAGGAUGGCAAGAAAUACGAGGGUAUUAUAUACUACCCCAGAACUUCUGACCAUCAGGAUCCGCCUAUAGAGCCCGCUAAACUGUUUCGCGUGCAGCGCAUCAAGCCGAUGAAGGGGAAUCCUUUCUGGGAGAAGCGCAUCCUCAAAGACCUGGGCUUGGAUGGCAAACAAAGCGACUACACGGUAGUCAAGAACAUACCCGAGAACAAUGCCCGUCUGUGGAAGAUCAAGCAUUUAAUUAAGGUGACACCGGUCACGUUUCCAUAUGGGGAGCCCACGGCGCAGGAUGUCAAGUACACGAUACUCAAGGAUAAUGGUGAGUGCCUGGUCACCAAGGACAUUGGCCAAGUGGAAGUGCGCACGGAGGCUCGCGAGGCAUUUGACCAACAACCGAAGCGCCUUGACACGGACCUGCUGAGGAAGGAUUCUCGACUGAAGUGGCUCAAUCCUUGGUGAAAGAGAAUACGCCUGUCUGUGGCGUCUUUAUUACUUUAGCAAAAAUAAAAAUAUCAAAUGGACGUGAAUGUA